AUGCUCCCCCAUUUAGCAGCCGCCGUUAUAUUGGGCACGAGUUUGGUUCUCGGCUCAGCCAUAUCCAGAAAAUUGAAGAGAGAUGACACUCUUCCAACUGUGGCUCUCAACUAUUCUACCGUGCAAGCUGCAAGCUCUGCUUCGAAUGGAGCAGGUACCUACUAUUCCUUUAAAAACAUACGAUAUGCCGCGCCCCCUGUUGGCGACUUGAGAUGGGCCGCUCCACAAGACCCGGAGGUCGAGAUGAUAGUCAACAAUGGUACUUGGUCAACUGAAGGCACUGGAGGCUGUUCAACUGCCGAAGAUUGCCUUUUCCUUGAUGUUUACGUCCCUGAAACUGCUCUGAACGGUGGACAGAAACUGCCAGUGCUUUUUUGGAACUAUGGCGGUGGCUGGGUUGGUGGAAAUAAGGACGUAUCUCCCGGUGGCCUUUUCAACGUGUCGAAUAACGGUCUUAUCAUUGUUGCAUACAACUAUCGGCGGAAUGGCGGCGUCAGUAACGUAGCUAUUUGGGAUGCUCAUAAAGCCAUGGAAUGGACUUAUCAGUAUAUCUCACGAUUCGGAGGAGAUCCUGAGCAGAUCACCAACUGGGGCUUUUCCGCUGGUGCUUCUCAAGUUACCUUUGGUGGACACGCUUGGACUCCUCGGUUCAAGCGAGCCAUGAUCAACUCUCCUGGUUGGGUACCUGAUGCUGGGCACGCCGGUGCUGAAAGAUACCUGCAAAACGUAACGGAGCUGGUCGACUGCCCUUGGAAUGACGCAGCCACAAUGUCAUGCCUGCGAAAUGUCAGCUUCGCUACUCUACUAGCCGCAAGCAACAAUAUAACCGAUACAUACUCGUAUCAGAUGCAACCUCGUCCUGACGGAGUAGUUCUACCAGACACCUCGGAAUACCUACUCUCUAUUGGGCAAUUCCACAAGAAUGUUACUGUCAUGAUCGGUCACUCUUCUAAUGAAAGCACACCUACCCUCUCUGCAUCACUCUCAAGCGAAGACGAGUUGCGAGCGGAACUCAAGACGAUUUUCCCGACCAUCUCAACUUGGGCAGUCGACCAAGCCAUCGCAUUGUACCCCCUCUUGCCUGCCACGCUGGCAUACGGGAAUGUCACAUACAAUUACAUCUCAAACCUCGGUUCUGCGGGCCAUGGUUCUGAACAGUCUUACUUCUGGUACGACGCGUCACCUUCCGAUUCUUCCUCGUCUUCGUCAGGUACCGCGAUGAGCGGUGCAUCGUCUACAAGCAAUCAAACAAAUACAGCUGCAGCAGCCUCAAGCUCCUCUUCUGGAUAUUCUUCCUCCUCAUCAGGGAGUGGCUUUGUCGGCAACACAGGAGGCUCUACCGGUAGUACAUCGACUUCCGCAAACGAGGCAUGGCUAGCUAAACAGAUGCAAGAAUGGAUCAUUUCUUUUGUGACCACUGGAGAUCCGAACGAGCUCUUCGGAAGUAAUGCUGCUUCCACUAAUCAAAAUGGAACCACCAUCAAUUAUUGGCCACAAUACGGCGCCAACAGCUCAGUGGUAGCAUUCGGUGACAGCGGAUUCUCCAUUGUAGGAGAUGAGCUCGAUAAUGAGCAGGUCACCUGGUGGAACAAGGCCUUGUGGUAUUGA
This is a messenger RNA of Kwoniella shivajii, 1608 nucleotides long. RefSeq lists its product as uncharacterized. The coding region runs from base 1 to 1608 and encodes 535 amino acids. The transcript has 8 exons. Lineage: Eukaryota; Fungi; Basidiomycota; Tremellomycetes; Tremellales; Cryptococcaceae. The record is from RefSeq and is a predicted model, not a curated record.